Molecule: messenger RNA, 2158 nt
Organism: Pogonomyrmex barbatus (red harvester ant)
Lineage: Eukaryota; Metazoa; Arthropoda; Insecta; Hymenoptera; Formicidae
Product: xylulose kinase
Biological process (GO): phosphorylation; D-xylose metabolic process; xylulose metabolic process
Cellular component (GO): cytosol
Molecular function (GO): D-xylulokinase activity
Source: RefSeq, a predicted model, not a curated record
CGCGGUUAUAUCGCCCGCUCUCGCCGCCGUGGCCGCGCCGAUCUCCAGGCGGAGAGAUCGGACGAGAGCGCGUUACGCAUUACGUAACGACGAGAGCGCGCGGGCCUCUCGCUCCAUCUCGCUCCUCUCGGCCUCUCGUCGACCGAAAAAACAACGGAGGAGUUAUUUGCUCCUCUGACCUGGCCACCGCGCGGGCCACUCGCGUAAGCGUAAGCGUAACCGCGUGGCGUAAGACGUGGCAUCUAAAGUGCGCCGCGAGGAUGUCCGUGGGUCGAGCACGGGCCCGCGCGUUCCUCCGCACUUAGUCCUCCGAGUGGCAAAGCAGCGUGCGGAUACGCCGCCGAAGAAACGACGUGAUACGACGGUCCCGUUCUCCAUCGCCGGUCCCAAGACGCGUCUCUCCUUCUCGAAGAUCUCACGCAUGGACGGGAACACGGACGAGCCAUCGACGGCGACGUACCUGGGCCUAGAUCUGAGCACGCAGCAGUUGAAGGCGGUAGUGGUCGACGAUAAUCUGGCUGUCCUUCACGAGACCAGCGUACAAUUCGACAAUGAUCUACCGGAAUUUCGGACUUACGGAGGAGUUAUACGGAAGAAGGAAGAACCGCGCAUUGUGGUGGUGCCUUCCCUAAUGUGGGUCAAAGCCUUGGAUAUGAUAUUAGACAAAUUGCGCAUUUGUGGCGUCGAUUUUAAUAAAGUAGCAGCUAUUUCUGGUUGCGCGCAGCAACAUGGGACGGUCUACUGGAGCAAGGGCAGCCGUGAUCGGUUACAGCGUUUGGAUCCCAUAAAAUUCUUGCACGAACAAUUCGCCACGUCGUUUUCCGUGGCUCACUCGUCCGUAUGGAUGGACUCGAGUACGUCGAAGGAGUGUAGCGUUUUGGAGGAAAUCGUGGGUGGCCCACACAAAUUAGCGGAAAUAACGGGUUCGCGGGCGUACGAGAGAUUCUCGGGACCGCAGAUAGCGAAAAUAGCACGCACGAAGCCGGAAGCCUACCGCAGCACUGAGAGGAUCUCGUUGGUGAGCAACUUUAUCGCCUCCUUAUUCCUGGGUGAUUAUGCGCCCAUUGAUUGGUCGGAUGGCUCGGGUAUGAAUUUGUUAAAUAUCCGUACGAAAGACUGGGAUGAUUUGUUACUGGAGACUUGCGCGUCGGGGCUGAGAGAGAAACUGGGUAAACCCGUUUCGUCGUACACCGACGUCGGUCCUAUAUCGCCUUACUUUGUAGAGAGAUUUGGUUUUAACGAGAAAUGUAGAAUAAUCGCAUUCACCGGAGAUAAUCCUAGCUCCUUGGUAGGUAUGAGGCUAAAAGAAGGUGAUAUCGCUUGCAGUUUGGGUACGAGCGAUACCUUAUUCUUAUGGUUGAAUGAACCCAAGACCAUAACGGACGGCCAUGUGCUGUGCAAUCCCGUAGACGAUCAGGCUUAUAUGGCGUUACUUUGCUUUAAAAACGGCUCCUUAACGCGCGAACGGAUACGAAAUGAUGCUGCGCAAGGUAGCUGGCAGAUAUUUAACGAAUUAUUGGAGAGUACGCCACGAGGGAACUUUGGCAACUUUGCCUUGUACUUCGAUACGCAAGAAAUCCUACCUUUCGUUAUUGGCGAUUAUAGAUACAAUAAAGCCAACGACGAGAUCUCUCGGUACAGUUCCAAAGAAGUGGAAGUCAGAGCACUGAUCGAAGGUCAAUUUGUUGCGAAGAGAGCGCACGCUGAAGAUUUUGGAUUUACUAUCGGAUCUAAUACGCGAAUUAUCGCUACGGGAGGUGCAUCUAUUAAUAAAGCUAUACUGCAAGUGCUUUCCGACGUGUUUAAUUCACCAGUGUAUAUCUCGGAAGCAGCUAAUUCGGCAAUGAUGGGUGCGGCAUAUCAAGCGAAACAUGGUUUGUUACGAAAUAAUUGCAGCUUUGACGAAAUUACACGUUGCUUACCAGAACUGACAUUGGUAUGCCAACCUUAUAAUGAUGCCGAAUCCAUUUAUAAACCCAUGACUAUACGUUAUCGCAAAAUCAUAAAUCAGAUAUUGAAGAAAAGAAGCGAAUAGAAGAACAUGUAAAUCUUGUAUAAUAUAACAAUAUGUAUAUAUAACAAUAUGUUUCAAAAUAAGAGGCCUUUUAUGUACGAUGUCUUUUCAGGAAAAUACAAAGACUUGUGGUUUUCGAUAAAA